AAUUUCCUUUGACUCGCAUAUGAAAAUGUCGGAUUCACAAAAUAUAAUAGACGAAGGCACACAUACAUUACAUGAAACAAAAUUAUGUAUAAAAUUGACAAAUAAAGGGAUGUUUAUCAAUGGCAGCUGGAACAACGAGAAACUGCUCGCCUUACUCAAGGAUAAACUUGUACAACGUGAUAAAAUUAAAUCAUUUGAUAAAUCACUACAGUUUAUUAUUCAUAGUGGAAUAUACAGCGAAUAUGUCUUACUAGAACUAGAAAGAAAAGGCAUGUCGCCACACAGAAUCAUGAAGGCAAUCAAAUAUGGUCUUCUUAAUCUCACUUCUGAAGAACAGAAAUAUUUUCAAGAUUUUGAAACAGAAGUGCAAGAUACAUGGACAAAGGAAAAACUUGAUGAGAAAUUAAUUUCGAAUUUGAUCGCUACUGGAUUAACUGAAGAUCAAUGUUGGAAUAUUAUUAUGUGUGGAUUGGUGUCUCAAGAUGAAAAUAUAUUAUAUCGACUUUUAUUGAAUGGCAUUGAUGUCCCAGGAAUUUUGAGCUGGCCGGGGGAAUCAAAACCAGUUACACCAACAAUGAUUCGUUUCUUAAAAAAGCUUGGAAUAGACGAAGAUGUUCUUUCUUAUGUAAAGGAGAAUGGUAUCGAUGAUGAAAUUGAAGAUAUGCUAAUUGAUCUCGGAUAUAAUGAAUACAAAGAAAAGGAAGAUUCAGAAGAAGUAUUGUGUGAAUGCAAUCUAACUAUAUUGGAAUCGCAUUCUACUCUCCUGGAAGCACAAACAGCAUCUGAUAUUGCACCCUGUCCUUUGUUAAAGUCAUUUUCUUCUUGUAUUUUAAAUAAAGUAGCUCCUUUAUCGAAUGUUUCUACCUGUACACAGCAUCAUUUUGCCGCUUGCAUCUGUUAUUUGAAUUUAUUGCCAAAAGAAAAGGAUGAUGAAAAUUUGAAGAGAAAUGAUUAUUUAAGACAAAAUGUAAUGGUGCCAUUAUCAUGGGCAAUAAGUAGAGCUUUAAGAUAUGCGCCUUCAGAUCCUAUUCAUUAUAUAGCUCAUCAAUUAUUACGUUGGAAGUAUGGUAAUGUUCCAGAAGAAGAAGUACAUAAUGCUCAUCAGUUUAUUACUUCUGUUAUAAUAAUAAUGGAUCAAAGACUUAUGGUAAAAAAAAAGAUGACAUUAAUAAUGAAAUGUAUCAAUAUAAUUUUGUUCAUAUAAGAAAGAUCGACUUUAGUUCAUUACAAUUGUAAUAUUAAUUAGGAAAAACGUAAGCGCGAAGAAGAAGAAGCCGUUAGACGUUUAAAUGAAGCUGCUAUGAAAGAUAUUAUUUGCGAUGUGUGUUUAGAGCGACAAAAAUUGUAUCGCAUUAAAGAGCGUUGUUGGAAAUGUACAAGAGUGCCAAUAUCGCGAGCAAAAUAAAUUAAAAAAAAGCGAUAUGAAUGAAUAGCGAAAAAAAAUAAAGCUUUUGCAAGCUUUAAAAAUUGUUAAUAAAUAAUUAUAUAAUAAUUCUCCUAAAAGUCACUAAAGAAGACAAUGUAAAUUUUUUUAAAAAAUUCGUUUAUUUCGUAUUUGGACUUGUACAUUUAUCGCAAGUUUAUCAGAACAAUAUUUCAAUGUGCGAAGAUCGCACGAGAGUAUUACGUGGAACGGAAUGGACUGAAUGUCUGGCAUCACAAUAAAAGAUAUUCAUAAUACAUUCUGGCAGUGAUUGGUAUUGUAAGUUCAUUGGUACAAGAAGGUACUAAAUGCACUUUCUGAUUCAUUUAAUCUUAAUCUUAAUGUGUACUCGACCAAACGUUUUUAACGCAUCUACGACAAUGGUACAUGAGAAAUGUGUGCUAUACGACUUAUCUUAAAAUAAAAAUACCCUAAAAUGUAAGAUACGUAUAUAUCAGUCGCCUAAAAAUUUGUUACUAAUACAGCAAAAAAAUUCAUGACUCUUCCACAGCUCUCUUUUAUCACUUUAUAAUACAGAAUUCAUUAAAAUUAAUAUUAUUUAAUAAUAGAUUCUAUCUAUAUAAUUAUAUAAAAAAAAUCUAUGAUUAUAAUAGAUUAUAAAAUAUAAAAAUAAAAUUAAUAUAAAAUUAUAUAAAAUUAUUAUAAUAAAAAUAAAAUGAUAUACGUAUCUUCCCUCUAUCUAUAAGUGACAUUUUACAUUAAAAUAAAAUAAAAUAAAAAAAAAAUAAAAAAAUAAAAAAAAUCAUUAAAUAA
This is a messenger RNA of Cataglyphis hispanica, 2197 nucleotides long. RefSeq lists its product as uncharacterized. Bases 20 to 1204 code for a protein of 394 amino acids. The record is from RefSeq and is a predicted model, not a curated record. The transcript has 4 exons. Lineage: Eukaryota; Metazoa; Arthropoda; Insecta; Hymenoptera; Formicidae.